AAAAACACGUGUUGCAAGGGAGGAGAUGGACUUGUGGGAGGUCAUGCUUUUUUCCAUGCAAUAAUUGAAUGGUUAGCUAAUUAGCCGUCACGCUAAGCACGUGUGAGUGGCUGCGGUGGGAGAGGGAGACACGGGAGAAAGGAAGCGAGUGCCGCAGGGCUCGUGCCCCACCCCGGAUCGUGUGAAGCGAUCCUAAAGGAGGGAAUUUUUCUGGGCAUGUACAGAGUGCCCCUUGCUUGCCUCUGGAUAUCCGCCCUGCCCUCACCCCAUAAAGCACCAUGUGCAUUGGUGUAGCUGUAUAAAUAGGGAUAAUAAUAGGAUCUCUUUGUCUAAACCAGGUCUGCUCAACUGUGGUCCCCCCCAGCUGUUUUUGGACUACAACUCCCAAAAUCCCCAGCCACAGUGGCCAAUAGCCAGGGAUUAUGGGAGUUGUAGGCCAACAUCUGCAGGAGGGCCAGCAUCUGCAGGAGGGCUGUGCUGGGGUUUGAUAGGUCCAGUUGCCAUCUCCCCAUCUUGUAUAUCACCACUUUAAAAGGUGCCUCUUUGCUCAGUGUUCUGACCUUCCGUUCAUUCUCGCCAUACCGAUUUGCUGCCAACAUUACUCUUCUGUUGGCAUGCUGCCUAUAUUGGAGGAAUGACAAGACUGCAGUGGCAGGGAUGCAGCUAGCCUGAUGGAGCCAGGCUGCAAGCGCCGGAAAACGGCGAAGCUGACAGAUGCCACUCCUUGGAAGGUGGUGCCAGUUCUUUCGGAGCGGGAAUCUCAAAGAGUUGCGUUAAUGCCUGUUUAUGCUGCGCCUGUCCUGGACAAGAAGGAGGCAUCCCGACUGGUGAAGGAGGUCUCCACCGUCUACCCACUGGGCGACUACCCGCACUUGAAGCGUGUCCGAGCGCGCGCCUCCGUGGACAGCCCGCACCCACUGGAGAUGAUUCUGUGCUUGGCAAAUCCCAGCCAAGAGGAAGGAACUUUGCCAUCUCUGGCUGAACUCUUCCCUGACGGCCAAGUAGACCUGUGUGGCUUGGGGGAACCCUUCUUGGCUCAGGUGCCGCUCUGCCCGCCCUUGACCCGGCCACAGUACGAGGAAGCCGUCUCACACUGGCCAGUCUCUUUCCACGAGAACAAACACAUCAGCCAGGCCUUGAAUGGCUCUCUCUUCACAGCCUUGGAGAAGGCCGCCAUGCAAAGCCACAUGGAGUUGGCCAUCCAAGCCGCGGAACGGGGAGCGAGGCAGGGAAUGAAGCCGGUUGGAGCCGUGGUGGUCGAUCCGGUGACUGGGAGAGUUCUGGCCACGGGACAUGACUGCAGGGACGGCCUCCACCCGCUGCUGCAUGCCGCCAUGGUUUGCAUCGACCUGGUAGCCUGUGGCCAAGGUGGUGGAGCCUACAGCUAUAAGGAUUACCCUGCCUGCACCUUCUUUCAGGUGGGCAGCAAUAACUCGGACCCGUCCUCUUUUGAGGACUCGCUGCCCUACAUCUGCACCGGCUACGACAUGUACUUGACGCGAGAACCGUGUGCCAUGUGUGCCAUGGCGCUGGUGCACUCUCGCAUUGAGAGGGUCUUCUAUGGGGUGCCAUCCCCCCAGGGAGCCCUGGGGACCAAGCACCACAUCCACAGCCGCAGGGACCUGAACCACCGCUACGAGGUGUUCUGCGGCAUUCUAGAAGACCAGUGCCGCACGCUGAUGCAGGUCUCGCCUCUAAAGGAACCCCCAGGAGAGACUGCCUGAGAGGAGGGCUUUUAUUUUUUUAAUUUUUUUUUAAAAAAACAAAUAAAUUAUUUUAAGAACA
This is a messenger RNA of Hemicordylus capensis (graceful crag lizard), 1785 nucleotides long. RefSeq names its product adenosine deaminase tRNA specific 3 (gene ADAT3). Gene Ontology annotation, cellular component: cytoplasm; nucleus. The coding region runs from base 672 to 1724 and encodes 350 amino acids. NCBI's taxonomy places the organism in Eukaryota, Metazoa, Chordata, Lepidosauria, Squamata, Cordylidae. The transcript is spliced from 2 exons. Gene Ontology annotation, molecular function: tRNA-specific adenosine-34 deaminase activity. The record is from RefSeq and is a predicted model, not a curated record.